Lottia gigantea (owl limpet) is the source of this 246-nucleotide messenger RNA. RefSeq lists its product as hypothetical. Gene Ontology annotation, biological process: regulation of cell cycle. The transcript has a single exon. The annotation marks the transcript as partial. Lineage: Eukaryota; Metazoa; Mollusca; Gastropoda; Lottiidae. The record is from RefSeq and is a predicted model, not a curated record. Gene Ontology annotation, cellular component: spindle microtubule; nucleus; cytoplasm.
UCACGUGUUAGAUCACGUGACUAUUUCCGGUCAUACUUGUUGUUUGAGGAUCGUUUAGAGACGUUUGUCGAUUGGCCUAAAUCUAAACCUACACCAAUCUCUUUGGCUGAAGCUGGGUUUUAUUACCUUCAAUACGAAGAUACUGUAGAAUGUUUUGUGUGUCGCCAUAAACUGAAAGAAUGGCAGUCUGACGAUUGUGCUUGGGAUGAACAUCGACGUCAUUCCCCACACUGUCUUUACCUGAAA